This is a messenger RNA of Coniophora puteana RWD-64-598 SS2, 375 nucleotides long. RefSeq lists its product as uncharacterized. The record is from RefSeq and is a predicted model, not a curated record. NCBI's taxonomy places the organism in Eukaryota, Fungi, Basidiomycota, Agaricomycetes, Boletales, Coniophoraceae. Bases 1 to 375 code for a protein of 124 amino acids. The transcript has 3 exons.
AUGGGGGACGUACUGACCUCGGUGUCCGUGUAUACGGAGGAAUCGCAACCGUCUGGCGCCGAUGCAGCUGAUCUCAACACCGCGCAACCUCAAGUCGCAGAGGCGACAACGUCAAGCUCAGAGCACCCGACGCUUAACGCUCGAGUGGACGACUCGGAAAGCACUUCCGGAUCUACGCUAGUCGAGGAGCCAAGGUCUCAGAAUGCGGCAUCAGAGGCAACCUCCUCGGCGCCACCACGCCAGUCGGCAUUCAACCCCCUCGACUACAUGAUUUCAUCGCAGUCGAACCCGCCGCCUCCGCCGAAAACGGUGGACCCCAUGUGGAUCCUCUGCCGACCUUCCGCGGGCUUGCGCAACUAUCCCAACAACAAGUGA